AAAGUCGUAGACAGCGCGACUGAGACAAAGAAUAUUUUGUAGUCAAACCAUCACAGUAAAGACAGCCGCUGUGUCCCUACACUUUCCCAAACCCCUCGCCUUCUUACCAUGAUGAACAACUCUACCUUCCUUCCGCUGGCGUUCCUAGUCAACCCAUUUGCCAGCUUCACCUCAGCCUUUGGUCCUAAUGGCAUCUCCAAUCCUGUUAGCAGCCCAUCCUCGGGGGGUGGCUCGACCUGUAUUUCUGGGGAUGUCACGUUAUCUAUCAAUACAACUGGGACUAAUCUUCUUUAUGAGGCAUCCCAAGAUCAGACGGCCGUAACAGAGUCAUUUGUCGAAUUGUUCCAGGUAGGCUCAACCUUCGCCGCCGACGUCACCGCUAAAGAGCCCAGUGCCAUUUCGGGUGACUACGGCAUCUUCGUCAAGCUCUGCCUACCUAGUGACCCUGAGGUCUUGGCCAAGGUCAAGACGGUGCAGCUGUUGACACAUGGAGCCACUCUCGACCACACCUACUGGGAUAUUGCCCCAGGCUACAGCUACGUCGACGUAGCCUCGGCAGCAGGCUAUGCGACGCUCUCCUACGACCAGCUGGGGGUAGGCAAGUCGGACCACCCAGAUCCCAUCCAGACCGUGCAGGCCACCGCCCAGGUCGCCGUCACACAUGCGCUAGCCGGAUUACUCCGGAACUCCGAGCUGGGCGGGUAUCGCUUCGAGAAAGUCGUGGGUGUCGGGCACAGCGCGGGAAGUACGCUGACCCAGGGCAUUACCACGCAGUACCCGCAGGACUUCGACGCCGUGAUCUUGUCCGGCACCAGCGCUAGCGCGGACUCAGUCGCACUGACUAUGGCAGCCUUCAACCUCAUCAAUGCAAACACAGACCCUGCACCCCAGUUCCAACAUCUACCAGCCGGCUACCUAACGCAGCAGUCGGCCGUUGGUAUCCAGUUCGCCUUCUACCGGCACCCCAACUUCGACGAGGAUGCAUUCCACCAGCAGGUUGCCCACAAGCAGACAAACACACUGGGCGUCCUACUCACGCUGGGCGGCAUCGUAGCGCCAUCGACAGAAUUCACUGGGCCGGUAGACAUCGUGAACGGCGAGAAUGAUCUCGUCUUCUGCGGCGGCAACUGUCUCCACCCGACAGAUCAGAGCAGCACAGCCUUAUCGAUAUUCUACCCGGCAGCGUCGAAGGGGAGUCAGACGUAUAUUGCGGCGGGGGCUGGUCAUUCUAUUGCAGCCCAUAAGAGUGGACCGGAUAGCUUCAAGCACAUGAUCCAGUUUUUACAGGACAACAGCCUGUAAUUAGGUACUGACUCCAGAGAGAAGUGGACGCGCAGUGAUGGUUAAGGGGGGUUAUAAGUUGUAUUCACGUGCGGUUUAAAAGAGAGAGAGAUGUGAAUAUGAGGCUUUUUAGGAACCUACUUGUAUCAGGUAUCUGUACAAAAGUCUUAUCUCGGUGGAGAAUGGUAGCACAAAAUACUCUCAUGCACCGGUCUCAAGUGUGAAAUUAAGUGGCGUUGUCCAGCCU
This is a messenger RNA of Hypoxylon trugodes, 1528 nucleotides long. RefSeq names its product alpha/beta-hydrolase. The transcript has a single exon. The record is from RefSeq and is a predicted model, not a curated record. Bases 109 to 1302 code for a protein of 397 amino acids. NCBI's taxonomy places the organism in Eukaryota, Fungi, Ascomycota, Sordariomycetes, Xylariales, Hypoxylaceae.